AUGACUUUACAGGGGCUCGAUUAUUUGCAUUCAGAAUGUGAGGUCAUUCACACAGAUUUAAAGCCGGAUAAUAUUCUGGUCAAGAUUGAGGACCCUGCCAUCUUAGAUAGAGAUGCUCGUGACGAAUACCUGAAUCCUUUGCCGCAAAAAAUUACAGAUAAUGGCAUUAUUUAUCUUUCGCGAAAUGACUACGGGCAGUUUUCCAAACCCACCGGGAUAAUACAGAUCACCGACUUCGGUUCGUCGGUGUCGGGCAAGAUACCACAUUUUGGAUGUAUUCAAGCAGAUUCCUACCGCGCCCCAGAAGUGAUUCUUGAUGGUGGUUACUCUUAUAGCGCGGAUAUAUGGAGUCUCGGAGUCAUGAUCUGGGAUCUCCUUGAGGGGAGACGGUUACUCGAUCCGAUUGAUAAGCGGAUGGGCGAGGAAUAUGAUGAGCGCGUGCACAUUGCUCAGCUCACUGGUCUUCUGGGUCCACCACCUAAUGAUAUGCUGUCUUACGGUCAGAGAACAUCAAUAUUUUAUACGCCUGAUGGUAGAUUCAAACACCCGGACCUAGUUCCUCAGGACAUCGAAUUUGAGAAGACCGUGACUAGAAUCAGUGGCCUGGAGAAGGCCAAAUUCCUGGAAUUCGCGAAGAGAAUGAUCAGGUGGAAUCCAAGUGAACGAAGCACGGCUAGAGACUUGCUCAAAGACCCGUGGCUCUACGAAGAUUAUCCAUGCGAGAUGUAA
This is a messenger RNA of Metarhizium robertsii ARSEF 23, 729 nucleotides long. RefSeq lists its product as uncharacterized. The coding region runs from base 1 to 729 and encodes 242 amino acids. Lineage: Eukaryota; Fungi; Ascomycota; Sordariomycetes; Hypocreales; Clavicipitaceae. The transcript is spliced from 4 exons. The record is from RefSeq and is a predicted model, not a curated record. Gene Ontology annotation, biological process: spliceosomal complex assembly; regulation of mRNA processing; protein phosphorylation. Gene Ontology annotation, molecular function: ATP binding; protein kinase activity.